Molecule: messenger RNA, 980 nt
Organism: Labrus mixtus (cuckoo wrasse)
Lineage: Eukaryota; Metazoa; Chordata; Actinopteri; Labriformes; Labridae
Product: glial cell line-derived neurotrophic factor-like
Exons: 2
Coding region: 56-832 (258 amino acids)
Biological process (GO): positive regulation of branching involved in ureteric bud morphogenesis; negative regulation of neuron apoptotic process; peripheral nervous system development
Molecular function (GO): glial cell-derived neurotrophic factor receptor binding; growth factor activity; receptor tyrosine kinase binding
Source: RefSeq, a predicted model, not a curated record
CACUCCUUUGAUUUUUGCAAUCGCGCCAUGUCCUUCUGCCGGACUCGAGCGGACAAUGAAGUUAUGGGAUAGUCUGACCACUUGUUUGAUACUGCUGAGCGCCACGGUGCACGCCAGCUCGCUGCUCCGCUCCACCAAGAGGGGAGGGCGCGCCGCCGAGGGUCCCCUGGAGCUCCCACCGGUUCAGAUCCGUCUGUCACUCACCUCCCCGGGCAUCAGCCGCGCUCGGGCGGACACAGCGGACUGGGAGGAGACGCUGGCUGGAGACAUCAUGGAGGAGCCCCCACAGGAGGAAUUUGAAGACGUGGUGGACUUCAUCAGGGUGACCAUCAGUCGAAUACGCCGCUCCUCUUCGUCCACCGUGUCCUCAUCUACCUCCUCGCCCGCCGCCCUCUCUCCCCCUGAAGAGGACUCGAGCAGCCGGGCUCGACACAGGAGGGGGAGGAAGAAGGGGGCGAGCCAUCAGAGCCGGACUGGAGGACGACUGGGGGCUACGGGGGGGGAGACGGGGAGGAAGGUGAGAACUAAGGGACGAGGGCCGGGCUGCAUGCUCAAACAGAUCCAGCUCAACGUGACCGACCUCGGACUCGGGUACCGCUCCAGCGAGGAAAUGAUCUUCAGGUACUGCUCGGGACCCUGCAGGAAGUCGGAGACAAACUACGACAAGAUCCUUUACAACCUCGCUCACAACAGGAGGCUCCCCGCCAAAGACACGCCCCCUCAGGCCUGCUGUCGGCCAAUAGCGUUCGACGAUGACCUCUCGUUCCUGGACGACAACCUCGUCUACCACACCGUGAGGAAACACUCUGCCAGAAGAUGUGGCUGUGUGUAGAGAGCGUGAACUGGUGUCGAGCUUUGUGUGAUUUUUACGUUCAUUCUGAUGUUGAGUGUUUUUUUUUCUCCAGAUUUUUCUCACUAACAUGAAACUCUCUGACCGUUAUGGACUAAACGCCUUUUUGCGGCAACUAGUAAACGUAUCU